GCGAGGGGCCGGACCGGCCGGGCCGGGAGUGCGGGUCCGUGCUGUGCGCGCUGCCGACGAGGCUCCCGCCGCCGAGUGACCCGCGCUCCGCCCCCGCAGCCGGGCCGGGACCCUGGUGGCUCAUGUCCGAAGAAAGCGACUCUUUGAGAACCAGCCCUUCUGCGGCCUCCCUCUCCGAGAAUGAGCUGCCCGCCCCGCCUGAGCUGCCCGAGCCACCGGGCUACGUGUGCUCGUUGUCUGAAGAACUGGUCGCCAAGGCCCGGGAGGAGCUCCAGGAGAAGCCUGAGUGGCGACUUCGGGAUGUGCAGGCCCUCCGGGACAUGGUGCGGAAGGAGUACCCAACCCUGAGCACAGCUCUCGAUGAUGCCUUCCUGCUACGCUUCCUCCGAGCCCGCAAGUUCGACUACGACCGGGCUCUGCAGCUCCUAGUCAACUAUCACAGCUGCCGGAGGAGUUGGCCCGAAGUCUUCAGUAACCUGAGGCCAUCAGCCCUGAAGGACGUCCUGGCUUCAGGGUUCCUCACCGUGCUGCCCCACACUGACCCCCGGGGCUGCCACGUCGUCUGCAUCCGCCCAGACAGGUGGAUCCCCAGCAACUAUCCCAUUACCGAAAACAUCCGCGCCAUAUACUUGACCUUAGAAAAACUCAUUCAGUCUGAAGAAACCCAGGUGAAUGGAAUUGUGAUUCUGGCUGACUACAAAGGAGUGAGCUUAUCAAAAGCAUCUCAUUUUGGCCCUUUUAUAGCCAAAAAGGUGAUUGGCAUCCUCCAGGAUGGUUUCCCCAUUCGGAUAAAGGCAGUUCACGUGGUGAAUGAGCCACGGAUAUUCAAAGGCAUCUUUGCCAUCAUCAAACCAUUUCUCAAGGAGAAAAUAGCAAACAGAUUCUUCCUCCAUGGGUCUGACCUGAAUUCUCUCCACACAAACCUCCCAAGAAGCAUUCUCCCCAGGGAAUAUGGGGGCACAGCUGGCGAGCUGGACACUGCCACCUGGAACGCAGUGCUGCUGGCCUCAGAGGAUGACUUUGUGAAAGAGUUCUGCCAGCCUGUCCCCACCUGCGACAGCAUCUUGGACCAUGCACUGCUGCCAGAAGGCCUAACCUCGGACGUGCAGUGUGAUGACUCCAUGCGAGCUGUGAAGUCCCAGCUGUACUCCUGCUACUAGCCAGUCCCCCAUGGGUGCCACUAUCUUUUCAUCCUUUCCUUUUCCCUUUGGAAACACCUAAGGUGAAUUUAAGGGGCCAAGGAUUCAGUCUCACUCCUUGUGAUUCAACAGUGGCAUUGAGGAGCAGCCUUUGGAGAGCUUUAACCAUGAGCCUCUCAUGGACUAAACGUCUGUUACUUGAAUUACUCCUUGUAAGGCAUGGGAAAUGGGCCCAAGAAUCUCCCAGUGUUUGGAAUCUUGGUUUGCAUCUCUUAAUCCACAGCUACAUUGUGUUUUCACGCAUGUCAGAAGCAAGACGUGUCAGGGCCCAUGUCACCCUGAGUCUGUUUUCCAGGAGGAAACAGCCCACCUGGACAGUUGGCAUUGUUCUUGCGAGACCAUCUGGUCAAACCCAGAGCUGGCCAGGGGUGAGCUUUGGCUUGAGGCAUUUGUGUCUUUCACAGGAGCCACUGUAAAUAUCUGCUCAUCAGGAAACAAGUUGGAGGCCUAGGCCCCAGUUGCCAUCAAUGAGCUUGAAAAGGACCUGCUCCUACUCCUGCAAGCUUCAGGACUGUCAGCACUCCCUGGUGACAUCCGGAAGCCACAGACCAAAGCACUGCAGGAAUCCACUGGCUGAAUCUUGUGAUAGAAACUUGGAUUUUCCUAAACCCAAAAAGCCUUAGCCCUGGGUCUUGGUAGACUCUUUCAGGGUCCUAAAAGUUUGAGAUUUUAAUUGCCUCUAAAAUACUAGGGCAGUAGAAUUCUGGCCUCAGAAACAGAGACCUGGGCUCCAGUGUGAACGGAGCUCAGAUUUCCCCCUGGGGCCUCAGCUUGCUCACGGGUAAAACAAGGCAGGAUUAAGGAUAUGGCUAGAGUUUUUCUGGUUACUGAGGUGCUGGAAUUUGGUUCCAUUUUGUACCUGGGAAGAUGACUGCUCAGAUACAAGUGGUUGGGUCCUAUUUUUCUGUGAGUCACGUGGCCCUUUCCAGGAGGGAUUGUCACCAUUUGGCCCUGCCUUUCCUUCCUGUUGUGAUGGUUAGACUUCAAGAAGGGUGACCUUGGUGAGGCCACCAGGAUCUUGUGUGGCCAUGUAUUAUAAACCUGUCUGCAGUGGCGACAGUGCUGGAGAUCCUUCCAUUUUGGUCCCUGGAAAUGAACAUAGGGCUGGGUCACUUCUUGGGCACCCAGCUUUCCCAGGCUCCCUGGAAGGACUAGUCAGCCAGCCUGAAUGUCGGCUCUGUGUUUCGGCACUUUAGACCCUCCCCAUCAGGAUGCCAGCCUUAGCCCUGGCAUCAGAUUAGGGGGUCCAUGUGAUGGCAUCCCACCUGAUUCCUUUCACAUUCGUUCCCUGUGGCCGUGGUGUGAAACAGCGACCAGUGCUACGUACUGUGUAUGUACCUUCCCCCGUGCAUCUGUCAGACUAAGUGCGUGAGGCACACAGCGGUUGAGAGCAGUGCUCUCAAGUGCAAGGCCAGGCUGCUGCUGCCAAGCUGUUCAUCUUUAGAGCACUUUUGAAAAUGUCUGGAGAAGCUGCUGGUGAAAAUUUGUCUAUUUACCUCACUAAUGCCAAUUCUAGGAAGUUCUUUCCAAAACCGCAAAUACCAAUCCUGGAUCCUCAGGGUCUUGGUUGAGCUGGAAAUGCCCAAGCCACACGGUUGCAGCUGCCUUUUUGCCGCUGACAAGGAUACAACUACUACGAGCUGUCAUGGCCUAACUAGGGCAAGAAUGGCUGAUGAGCGUCCAGAAUCCAACAACUUGGGCUGGAGAACUGGUUAGAACCUUUCUCAGAUUCCCAGAGGGAAGAGAGGGGGGAAAAAUGUUUUUUAGACUAAGAGAAUUGCUCACUCGGCUUCACCUGUUCCUGAGGUUUCAAUUCAAUAUUGCAUUUCAGGCCAUCGGCCUGGUCUGAGUGACAUACAGGAGUAGCCAUGCUUUGAGAGACAUCUCAAAGGCCAGGCAGAAUGUGGUCCUGUUCCUAGGCCUCUCCAGGUAAGGGCCCAAGAAACUGUGCUGUCAGCUUCAGGGAAGGAGUUGGGCGAGCUUUGUCUGCCUCGGAGCCCCUGCACUUGUGCUUUGCCCUCAAAGAGAGAACCUGGAGCUUUGGACCGCAAGAGGCUUGAACCAAGCUGCCAAGCGGACGUCCCUGGGUGCAUACGAAGGCGGCCUCUCAGACUUCCCAGGGUGUUUGUGUAGUUGCCCCAGCAGGGUAGGGGGGUACACAGGGAGCAAACCCACCACCAACAGGAAUGGAGGAGUUGGAAGGUUUUCUCACGGGGCAGAGUUCCGGCAGGCUCACAACACCCAGAAGUUAACUUUCCUCUCCAUUCGGUUGCAGCCUUACCUUGCUCUGGCUUUGAAUCGCUGGUAUCCCCUGAGCAUGUCUACACCAUGAACUCUGAACCCAUCUUGAUAUUCCACUGGCUUUACUGCCUCAGGAAUGCCCUAUUCUGUUUUUAGAGGUGACUCUGCCCCUCACCCCACCCCCAUUUGGAUUGUUAUUUAGGACAUUUAGAUCUGGAUGAAUUGACACUUAAAAGCUUUCAAAUCAAUCCAUAGAUUCUGGUGUACGGGAGUUGUCCUCUACCUCUUCCCCUGUGCCCCACAGAGAAUUUUGGAAAAUCAUGUCUCUUCCUGAAAACCACACCUGCAUUCAAGGGAAAAGCUGGGUGGAACCUACAGGAACCGCUAGACGUGCUCCCUCCUUCCCCUCCUCUCCAGGAGUUUCCCUGAGGUUUGGACCCCUCAGGCUUCCUUGCUGCUUUCAACCAGGGGGCGCUUGUCCGGGGCUCCUCAGCACUUCCAGUUCCUACACUGUCCCCACUCAGAGUCCCAGAGUCCUUUCCCCUGAAUUCCUGUGAGGCGUCAAACCUUCAGAUUUCUUCUGGACAGGCAGCUUCUCUAAGUGGCGUCGGAUCUUCAUACCAGUCACAGGCAUGUCUUGUCAUUGUGGGCAGCGGAAGCAGUAGCAAUGUCAUGGCUUUAUUCUAAUGCCUCACGUGAACGUUUUCCGCCCAGAGCGCUCGCAUGUCGGGAGGGAGAGGUGGCUGGGCUCAUGGCGUGCUGGUGGCCCUCCCGUGUCUGGGAGAGGCAUGGAGAUUCCCAAAGGAAACACACCAACCAUUAGGGAAACAUGCAAGUUCCUGAGAAUGCCUCUCAGAACUGAACCGUUCGUAAUACCAGUGGUAAUACUGAUGGCUUCCUGGCACUGCAGGUAGAAACCUGCUCCAAGUGAAAUACUUGAACUUUCUCUAUGGUUGAGAGCCUCUGGCGCGUCUCUCUCUCCCUCUGAUGGGGUCGUGGGGGGUGGGCGGCUUUCCUGACCAGCUAGGGAGCACUGUUGCUGCCUCUGGUCUCAUUCCUUGCUUCAAACUGAAAUUCAGUUUGGCUCUGAGCAUAAAGGGAACCAUGGCGACGCCUGCAUCUACUUCAGUGUUUGUUUUGACAAGAAGUUUUAUUUUUCUAGUGCAUUUUCUAAGUCAAAGUGGUAAAAAUAUGUACAUUUUAGUAUGCAUGACUGGGACUUCCACAAUUAAAAAAAAAAUCCCUAUAAGGUU
Molecule: messenger RNA, 4693 nt
Organism: Ochotona curzoniae (black-lipped pika)
Lineage: Eukaryota; Metazoa; Chordata; Mammalia; Lagomorpha; Ochotonidae
Gene: TTPAL
Product: alpha tocopherol transfer protein like
Exons: 5
Coding region: 123-1160 (345 amino acids)
Cellular component (GO): membrane
Molecular function (GO): phosphatidylinositol bisphosphate binding
Source: RefSeq, a predicted model, not a curated record